AUGACUCCACUGCCCGACCCCCAUCGCCAUCACCCAGUUGGGCUACUGCCGCUCCCAAAUGGAAACACGAGCAAUCCCAGCACCAGGAGAACGCCUGAGACCGGCGUCACUGACCUCCAGGAACCUUCCCAAGGCACUUUUGCCCCUGGCGGCGAGCUUCUGUCAGCUUAG
Molecule: messenger RNA, 171 nt
Organism: Puccinia triticina
Lineage: Eukaryota; Fungi; Basidiomycota; Pucciniomycetes; Pucciniales; Pucciniaceae
Exons: 2
Coding region: 1-171 (56 amino acids)
Source: RefSeq, a predicted model, not a curated record